Messenger RNA from Sphaerodactylus townsendi, 2163 nucleotides. Its product is annotated as transforming growth factor beta-2 proprotein-like. Gene Ontology annotation, cellular component: extracellular region. The transcript is spliced from 7 exons. The coding region runs from base 367 to 1422 and encodes 351 amino acids. Lineage: Eukaryota; Metazoa; Chordata; Lepidosauria; Squamata; Sphaerodactylidae. The record is from RefSeq and is a predicted model, not a curated record. Gene Ontology annotation, biological process: SMAD protein signal transduction; BMP signaling pathway; regulation of cell population proliferation. Gene Ontology annotation, molecular function: growth factor activity; cytokine activity; type III transforming growth factor beta receptor binding.
GAGAGUGCCGGAGAAGUCCUUGCCAAACUUCCAGAACAGUGAAAAGGAUUGCAAGAGAGCCGGUUGCAAUCAGAUUUGGGGUCUCCGUAGCGCUGAGAAGGAAGUCUACUCAUCACCCCCUUGCUCCUGACUUGGGACCUAGCAAAUCUUCCAAAAAUCAGGGAGCUUGAUCAGGAUAGCCUCAGAGACUCCCAAGCCCGUCUCAAAGGAGAGUUUUGCACUCCAUCCUACCCCCCUAGCCAGCUGCACCAAAAGGGGCGUCUGGAUUUCCCCCUACUAGUGGCAGACUGGAGCGUAACCUCAUCAGACGGCACAGGGACUACCUUUGGCUAAUCUGGCUUUCCAGGAAUUCAGGUCCUCCUAACCAUGCUCUGGUUUCCGCUCCUGCGGGUAACGCUAGUUCUGGGCCUUGGGGGGACAGCCUCGGCACUCUCUACCUGCCAAACGUUGGACCUGGAGGUGGCCCGGGCCCGGCGGGUUCAGGCAGUGCGAGGGCAAAUCCUGAGCAAGCUGCAGAUGUUGGCGCCUCCUGAAGAAGAGCAAGGGGUGCCCGACCAACCACCCCCCGAGGUGAUGCUGCUGUACAACAGCACGCGGGAGCUGACACGAGAGAGAGCGACGUGUGACGGGCGGAGCAGCAGCGAGGAAGAGGACUACUAUGCCAAAGAAGUGCGGCGGGUGGACAUGUUGCCCCCCGGUCAUGCUGACAACACCAUCGCAAGCACCCAGCCCAGUCCCUUCUUCCGCCUUCUGCGCUUCGAUGUCUCCGGAGCCGAACACUGGCAGCUUCUCAUUCCAAGCCGGCGAUUUACUUGGGUCCUACCCGGAGUGCGAAUCCCGGUGCCACGAGCCGCAGAACUUGGGGUGGAGCUAUACCAGCAUCCCAAGAGUCUGAAAUCCAGCAGGUAUGUUUUCCCCCAGCAUUCAAUGCCAAGGGAAACGGCACCCACCAGCCGAAUAUCUGCCACACCGUGUUAUAAGCCCAGCACUUUUUGCAAGCUGAAUGAAGGAGAUCGGGCCGAGUGGGUGUCGUUUGACGUCACUGAUACUGUCAGCCAGUGGCUGGAUAAAAGAGGCCGUCGAGCAGCCAAUGCCCCUACCUGUACCAGGAGUGCAGAUCAGGGGGUUAGUCUCCGCACCCUGUAUAUUGAUUUCCGCAAAGAUCUGAAGUGGAAAUGGAUCCACCAACCAAAAGGCUACAAGGCGAAUUUCUGUGCAGGGACCUGUCGUUAUGUAUGGAGCACGGACACACAGUACAACAUGGUGCUGCCUUUGUUCAACAAGCUUAACCCCGAAGCCUCAGCCGCCCCCUGCUGUGUCCCCCAUGAACUGGAGCCCUUGACCAUCCUGUACUACGUCGGCCGUUCUCCCAAAGUGCAGCAGCUCAGCAACAUGGUCGUGAAGUCUUGCCGUUGCCGCUGAGGACGCUGGGAAGUUGGACUCAUUCUGGGCCACGACCUGAAAAGCUUGGAGGGGGGGACCCUGGACCCUCCCAUGACCUUUCUCCACCCACCAGUAAGAGGUUCUACCAUUUUCUGCCGGCCCAGCCGACUGACAAGCGAUUUCCCCUCCUGUUGUGGUUCGUUCCCCACUACCACCAUCGCCAACAACAACAAAGGACUCUUCCAUCUUUGUUUUUGCCUGGAUAAUCUGAAGAACAGAAUCCUAAGGUUGCCUCUGGCUUGUUCUCCAUCAGAUGGAAACAGCAAAAUACUCUGGGACUGAAGGCUGCCUGGGCCGCCUAACCUCAUUUAUGUAGGGCCUGUGUUCAUUCGCUCUGUGGUGAGAGAAUGGCGCUCGGCACAUGCUCAGAGACCUCUUUAUUAUCCCUCCGUUUGUUUCUAGCGUGCACGUGGGUCCUGGGGCUACCUCCCUGGAGAGCUGCAGUAUGAACUAAGUCCUGUGCGCAUGACAGAGAACCAUCCCAAAGGGAUCUAUGCCAGGCAGUGUUCAGUUUCCUUCACAGGAAGUCACACGGUAGCCCUCGGGGGCAUAGCCACACACACAUACAUAUAUCCCAGACCAAGUGCCUGUCGAAGGUUUGGCACUGGGGAGGUGAGUGCAAACAGAGGGCAGCCUGGCAGGCAGAGAAGCAAGUUGCUGGACAAAGGGUCCCUUGACAGGGAACAUGGGAGACAGGGCACCAAGAGAAACAAGGCUGUG